CGACAGUGAAACACCGUCUUCUGCUCUUGAACUUGUUGGGCGGAUACUCUUGUAAUAGCGCACGUCGGCCUGGUUGACCGUCGAAAGUCUUCGCAAAAGGGUACCGAAACUUCUCUACAUAUACAGGCUGACAUGAGGCUUUGCCGCGUAUUCUCGCUGCCUGUAUUCGUCGCAUGGUGCAUUCUUGACGGUCCACGGCCCUGUACGAGGGCCUCUGCAUUUCAUAUCCCAAAGGUAGUAGUCUCUCGAUGCAUUCGCAAUUCACAGUCAGCAACGCUGUCUUCAACGGUACUUGGCGUAAAAAUCGACAAAGGCUUCAACUUACUAGAACUCGCUGGGGGCGUGGUUCCACAGGGAAACCUUGUCAAAACGGCCAAGGAAGGUUGGAAGUUUAUCUGGAAACGAAUGAUGGCGGAGCUGGCACCUCAGGAUGAAACUGGAAACUAUCAACGACCCUCAUACAAAUUUCAGGGACGUCUCGGCACUACCGAGUUUCCUGACGAAGCUGGUCGAUACCAUUUGUAUUUGGGCAAUCCUUGUCCCUGGUGCCAUCGUUGUCUCUUAGCAGUGAACUUGCUGAACUUGAGAGAUGGUAUUUCACUCACGCGACUAGAGGACAAUCCAGAAAAGGCCUCUCGGGGUGGCUGGAUAUUCUCGGCGACUGAUCGUGAUCCCUUUGGAAACAAGGAUUUACGGGAAGUGUAUGAUCAAUUAUCACCAGGUUACCGAGGUCGUUGCACCGCCCCUCUACUUGUUGAUAAAAAGUCCCGGAGUAUAGUUUCCAACGAGUCGUCUGAUAUUGUACGCAUGCUCAACAGCGUACGACUGGGAGGAGAUCCUGGAAUACAGAGAUUCAAUCUUUACCCUGAAGAACUGACCCAAGAGAUUGACAAAACCAAUGAGUGGGUGUACGAUAUGGUGAACAAUGGCGUCUACCGCUGUGGUUUUGCAACUACUCAAGCCGCAUACGAUGAAGCGUCUUCAUCAGUGAGAGAGGGUCUUGCUAAGGUUGAAAAACAACUAUACAACCGGAACUUCUUGCUGGGAGACCAGUUUAGUGAAGCAGACUUACGACUUCUGCCAACAAUGUUACGAUUUGAUUGCGCCUAUGCACCUUUAUUCCGAGCAGGAGGGGCCCACUUACGUAUACGCAGCGACUAUCCUGAGAUAUAUGCAUGGCUCAAACGCUGUUGGGGCUUGGAGGGCGUCAGUUCAUCGAUCGAUCUACCUGACGCGUGUGGUUCCUACUAUCGUCAGUUGUUUCCUUUGAAUCCGAGUGGUAUUGUGCCAACACCAGUUACCGCCGCCAGUUUGGGGCUUGAAAGAUAGUUUCUCUCGCGAACAUAAAAGGAAGCGUUUUUAAUGCGACAAACUAAUUGAAUUUUUGCGAUGUGCUAUUUAAAGUCUAUAACAACCGUCACUCCCGGCCUUGAUAAAAAGAUGUAUAAUCUCUUACACUUUCGAAAUUAAAUGGAAAUGCUUUGAUCACCGCGAGGAUUAGACUUUGAAACAGUCGCGUAGUACUCUCCCAGUUUGGUUAAAUUUCCCGCUUCGUCAAACAAGGCGGAGGUGGAACCGGCCGGGAAUGAAGGCUUGAAUGGAAACCAAGCAUAGCCCGAAAUCCAGUCCUGCGCUUCAAGCCAGGGCAAAACUUCUUUCAUGAAAGCUAGUAUUUGCGCUUGUGAAUACAUAUUGUUUUCCGGUACAGUCGCGGUCCAAUCGGCCGGCGCAAACUCGGUAAUGAGCAGGGGACGUUUACCGUCGUAGAGUUCGAAAAUUUCACGCAUUUUUUCCUUAAACGUUGGAGCAUCUGCUCCUCCAUACCAAUGAAUACCAAUAUACUCCAUGCGGAGGCACUCGUUAUCAGCACGGGACAUGAACGUUUGCAUCCACUCGCCGGUACCAUGCGCUACCGAGGGGCUCGCCAACGGAAUUUGAGCCCCUUCGAGAAUCGGCCAAAAUUCAACAGCGGAAUCGACAAGCAUAUUCGACUGAUUAGGAUGAUCUGGCUCAUUAAAUCCUAGAAAUCGUUGGACUCGACCUGCUCGGUACUCUGGCAGUAUAUCCCUUUCGAUUUUACGCUGGACAGCCGCUGCUCCCCAUGCUCCCCAAAUCAUGGGUAAAAAUUCAAUGUUUUCCGGUUGUUGAGGAAUCCGAACCGAAUUCCAUGAAUAGUUCCAAGAGACAUUCAGAGCCAAAACUCUGGGAAGAUGCUCUACCCAAGAGCCCGGUCUUCCUGCUUCUCGAAGCGUGAAGCCAAUUCCCUUUUUACCGGGAAAUGGGGGCGAUGACAGAGGACCGGAACAGCCAGUUGGUCUGUUUGUGAGCGCGGUAAUUCUGGGCGAAGGCGUCGGAUUUUGACCAGAAAACGAGGUCAAAGGGGCUUCGUUGGGUGUUGACAGUGGUCUCUCAAUGGAAACCACCCCCGUUGGCUCUUGCGUGGGGGCCGGGGUCGGGGUCGGAGUAGGGGCCGGAGUAGAAGUCGGUGAGCGAAAGAUUGGAAAUCCCUUUAUUCUGUCCCAUAAUGGCGUUCGCACUUUCAUUCGGUCGCCGCUCCACAGCUUGCGAGUUUCUUGAUCUUCUUCAACGAUACUAUGGUGAAUUAAGGAUCUCAUUCUUCCCUGCAUCGCUCUUUCGUGUUCGAUUCGCUCAGGCGAGCGACUGGCGACUUCUAACGUCAUCUCUCGACCGUUGUUGCUAACUCUUCCAUGGAGUGCCGUGAAUGCGAUAAAGGCAGUGACCCAAACGGAUACCACCAGGAAGCCUUUGGCCCACUUGAGUGUACGAGAAACGUUUUCCAUGAUGAAGAUAUCGGAGGAAGAUUUU
Molecule: messenger RNA, 2826 nt
Organism: Phaeodactylum tricornutum CCAP 1055/1
Lineage: Eukaryota; Bacillariophyta; Bacillariophyceae; Surirellales; Neidiaceae
Exons: 1
Coding region: 133-1329 (398 amino acids)
Cellular component (GO): cytoplasm
Molecular function (GO): glutathione transferase activity
Source: RefSeq, a predicted model, not a curated record